UUCUUCUGCCACUCCUGGUGCUGCUUGUGUGCUCUUUUGAUGUGGACCUGACACCUCUUUAGUGAAUCGGCAGCUGAGGAGAAUCUGGCGCUCGCCAUGGCUGAUGAAAAGCCCAAGGAAGGAGUCAAGACUGACAACAAUGAUCAUAUUAAUUUGAAGGUGGCGGGGCAGGACCGUUCUGUGGUGCAGUUUAAGAUUAAGAGUCAUACACCACUUAGUAAACUAUUGAAAGCCUAUUGUGAACGACAGGGUAUGUCAAUGAGGCAGAUCAGAUUCCAAUUUGAUGGGCAGCCAAUCAAUGAAACAGACACACCUGCACAGUUGGAAAUGGAGGCUGAAGAUACAAUUGGUGUGUUCCAGCAGCUGACAGGAGGUGUCUGCUAAAAAGGGAACCUGCUACUUUACUCCAGAAUUCUGUUCCUCCAGACCAAGAAGACAUUCUCAAUUAGAAAACCGCAAUUUGGUUCCACCACAUCUUGACUACUACAGUAUAGUUUUCUCUAUUCUUUCAUUUUCCCCUUCCCCCUUCCUUUA
Lagenorhynchus albirostris (white-beaked dolphin) is the source of this 534-nucleotide messenger RNA. Its product is annotated as small ubiquitin-related modifier 2-like. The coding region runs from base 97 to 384 and encodes 95 amino acids. Gene Ontology annotation, cellular component: nucleus. NCBI's taxonomy places the organism in Eukaryota, Metazoa, Chordata, Mammalia, Artiodactyla, Delphinidae. Gene Ontology annotation, molecular function: ubiquitin-like protein ligase binding; protein tag activity. Gene Ontology annotation, biological process: protein sumoylation. The transcript has a single exon. The record is from RefSeq and is a predicted model, not a curated record.